GAGUGACCGUCCUAAACGAAAGAGAAGACAAGCAACACCAAGAACCAGAGUGAGUAAUGCUCAUUAUGUAGGCUAUGUGGAAGAUGACGAAUCAGUCGAGGCUAUUAUGAAAAAGUUUGAAGAGUUGGAACGUAUUCAAAAAGAAUUCUCUUCAUUACAAGUUGAACAAACACCAGUUCCAGAAGAAAUAGAAGAAAACAAGACACCAGACGAAGUCAUGAUAGAGAACGAACUGACUCAGGAACAGUUAGAAGAAGUGUUUAAACGUACCUCAGCAUUUACAGUCAAGAGUGCCACUAUUGAUACAAGUCAAGUCUUGGAUUUAGAUGCAUUAGAUCUUUGGCAAAUUGAACAUAAUGAUAACAGUACCAAUGAGAUUGUGGAAGAAGAUGAAUAUUACUAUGUAGACGAUAGUUUUUGGGAAGACGAGUUUUCAGAGACAUUAAACAACAAAAGAAACAGGAAAAGAGAACCCAAACAACCCGGUCAAACCAGACGUACUGGCAAUAUGGACCGUGAAAGUAUCAUUGCCAAGUAUAAAUUCAUGCAAGUUCAGGUACAAGACAGACAUGGCAAUUACUUUACUAUCAAAAAGAAAGUCAGCAAUGUCGAUCCUUCAUUGCCCACUUAUGUCAGAAUUCCAGCUCGGCCUAUUUCAAUGUCAUGGGCUAAUUCUAUCAGACCAUUGUCUGUGCCUACAGUACCUAAAGGAUCGAAUUAUCAUGAAGUGAGCCAUCUAUUGUCUACUGAUCUGACACAGUAUGGUAAUGAUUUUAGUGCAGUCUAUAUUGAUCCACCCUUUUUAUUACCUGGAGAAGAACCAAGUCCAGGCAAGAUAUCCAUUGACGAUUUUGCCCAAUUGGGUGUAUCCAAUAUCGUGAAAGCAGGGUUUAUAUUUAUUUGGCUGGAAAAAGAAUGGCUUCAGAAAGCAGUAAAUAUCAUCACAAAAUGGGGAUUUAAAUAUGUCGAGAAUUUCUGUUGGAUCAAAAAGAACGUUAAUAACCAAAUUGCUACCAGUCCAUAUACUUAUUUUAAUAAGAGUAAAUUGAGUUUACUGAUCUUUAGAAAAGAAGGCGAGAUUGAAUUACGCCAUCAACGUAAUCCUGAUUGUGUCUUUGAUUUCAUUCGACCUCAUUUACCUGAUCAAGUCACUGAAAAGAAACCACCUUUUAUGUACAAAGUCAUUGAAACCUUACUUCCAAAUGCUGUUUAUAAUGCAGAAACAAAUCCUCAUGGUGGCAAACUCAUUGAACUAUGGGCAAAGAAAAAUACCAGAAGAGAAGGAUGGACAUCUGUAGUACAAGUUAUUUAAACUUUG
Messenger RNA from Gilbertella persicaria, 1318 nucleotides. RefSeq lists its product as uncharacterized. The transcript is spliced from 6 exons. Gene Ontology annotation, cellular component: RNA N6-methyladenosine methyltransferase complex. The record is from RefSeq and is a predicted model, not a curated record. The coding region runs from base 107 to 1312 and encodes 401 amino acids. Lineage: Eukaryota; Fungi; Mucoromycota; Mucoromycetes; Mucorales; Choanephoraceae.